Molecule: messenger RNA, 888 nt
Organism: Mesorhabditis spiculigera
Lineage: Eukaryota; Metazoa; Nematoda; Chromadorea; Rhabditida; Rhabditidae
Source: the annotation of a GenBank genome assembly
AUGCGCCGCUUUUCUACCGAAGUCGAAAAGGCCGCCCAGGAAGUCAUUGACCACUUUGAACGGGCCGUUCAAGGGGUUGAGCACGAACCGCCGAAGCCACGGCUCGGUGCUGGUCGUGCUAAGGUGCACCCAAGCGACGUAAAACUCGGCCGGACAGUCAGCUCGCCGUCUCUCGACAAAAUCGAACUGCUAUUCAACGACCAGAGCUCAUCAAUGAAAACUUCAAUGGUGUCGUUACCUCAUCAAAACAGCUCUCCCUUAGGCCAGAACACGGUGAUGCCCGCCCCGCAAUCGUUGCCAUCGUCUACUAUGGGCCCCACGAUUAUGGUCACCAAGGAGAAGAACAGCCAUCGCGGCGAGCUUUCCAUGGCCGAAAAGUACCAUUAUGAUCUCUCAAAAGCCCAGCUGAAGGCGUCGUCCAGAAUCUCGGCUUUGUUAGCCGGUUUUGCGAUGGUAGCACUGGUCGAGCUACAGUACGACGAGACAAUCUCGCAUGGGUUGUUGGUGGUGUUAGGCGUGGUAACAACGCUGCUCGUCUCAGUCCAUUUGCUCGCCUUGAUGAUGUCGACCUGUAUUUUGCCCUAUAUGGAAGCUUCCGGUGCCACGAAGGAUUCACCGCAUCAGAGGCUGAAGUUCUUUGUCGAUCUCGCCUGGCUCUUCUCAACCUGCAUUGGGCUUCUCCUUUUCCUCAUCGAAAUCGGAGUCAUCUUCUUCGUCAAAUUCGUCUCCGUCAAGUACAACACAGCAGCCUACAUUACAACAGCCUUAUUAGUCCCGGUUGUCGUCAUUUUUGUCGUUUUCUCCUAUCUAAUCCACAAAAAGCGCACCACGCAUUCGCUCGAAAGAAUAAAGGAUAAGGUGGCCGGACUCAACGAGAUCUUCGAGGCU